Ooceraea biroi (clonal raider ant) is the source of this 5862-nucleotide messenger RNA. RefSeq names its product tyrosine 3-monooxygenase/tryptophan 5-monooxygenase activation protein zeta (gene 14-3-3zeta). NCBI's taxonomy places the organism in Eukaryota, Metazoa, Arthropoda, Insecta, Hymenoptera, Formicidae. The record is from RefSeq and is a predicted model, not a curated record.
GCCGGCUCAGUCGCUGUGCGGGAGUGGUCGCCGAGGGAUGUGUGGUAUCGUAACUGAGAGUGUGACCGAGGAAUAAAGAGCCGGCGUUUUAGUUUUCGCUCGCGUUGCACGCUCUCUCUCUUUCGUCCGUCUCGCGUGCGUAUUUCCUUCAUAGUUAUAUAGAGGGAAAGAGAGAGGAAAGAAAAGACCGGCUACCGGAUCGCGCAGCAGCGGUCGUUUCAGCGCGGCACGCAAGUUCCUUCUCGCCUCGCCCUCCUUCGCGCGCCCGCGUUCCUCGAGCCAGUGCACGAAUCUGCGCAGAUCGUGUAUUUGCUACGCUAUUUAUUGUAUAAAGGAUUAUAGACCAUAGCCGACACAAUGUCCGUGGAUAAGGAGGAAUUGGUGCAGCGUGCGAAGCUCGCCGAGCAAGCAGAAAGGUAUGACGAUAUGGCGUCAGCGAUGAAGGCGGUCACCGAAACAGGAGUUGAGCUAUCGAACGAGGAGAGAAACCUGCUUUCGGUGGCGUACAAGAAUGUCGUAGGUGCGAGACGUAGCUCGUGGCGGGUAAUCUCAUCCAUCGAGCAGAAGACCGAGGGCUCUGAGCGCAAACAGCAGAUGGCUAAGGAAUACCGGGAAAAGGUCGAAAAAGAACUGCGAGAGAUAUGCUACGACGUAUUGGGACUCCUGGACAAGUACCUGAUCCCCAAGGCUAGCAAUGCCGAGAGCAAAGUAUUCUACCUCAAGAUGAAGGGUGACUACUACAGGUAUCUCGCAGAAGUCGCCACUGGUGAAACCAGAAAUACCGUGGUAGACGACAGCCAGAAGGCAUACCAGGAUGCGUUUGAAAUCAGCAAGUCAAAGAUGCAGCCUACCCAUCCGAUCAGGCUAGGUCUCGCCCUAAACUUCUCUGUCUUCUAUUACGAGAUCCUCAACUCACCAGACAAGGCCUGUCAACUGGCCAAACAGGCGUUCGACGACGCGAUCGCGGAGCUGGACACACUUAACGAAGACAGCUACAAAGAUUCCACGCUGAUCAUGCAGCUGCUGCGUGACAACCUCACUCUUUGGACCAGUGACACGCAGGGCGAUGGGGACGAGCCACAGGAGGGUGGCGACAACUAACCUUCCUAAGCUUAAGUCCUUUCUAAACCUAAUAAGAACAUCCUAUUCUCUAUCGUCCCCCGUCCCCCUGAAGUGCUCACCCAUAUGUCCAUCCACCUGGAUCCAUUCAUCCAUGUCCACCUGUCCUCUCCUCCCUCGCAUACCUCGUUUCCUUCUACCUUCUUUCCUUCCUUCUUUCCAGCCACGAGCCAUCCCUUUUCUUAAAUUUCUUGUCCUCAAAAAACAUGCUGAUUCCUCUGACCUCCGCCUCUCCCCCCCCCCCCCCUCGCCCCACCUCCUCUCCCUCUCUUUCCUUCUAUUUAUCUGUCUAUUUCUAUCUCUCUAUCUUUCUCUAUCCUGACACGACCGCACACUGUUGCUGAUUGCCACCGCCACAACUGCUACGCCUGGUUCGAAAAACUCGAACGUUGUUGAGAACACCCGAAUCAUCCACUCACUUUUAAUCACGUUCGCGGAUGAUGGCUAGGAAAGAAUAAUCCUAAGGAUCUUGAGGACCUAGGCGCAAAAUUAGAAUCUUAUUCGAUAACGAAAGUGCGUUGAAAGCGCGUCGGUUGGAAAGCGCGUCGAGUCAAAUAAUGCGCGCGAACGGCUAUCAUCGGCGAGAGGUAAUGGUUGGCCGAAGUGCGUGAAUCAUUCGGGCCCUUCAACGAGUUUCUCAGACAAAAAAGAUCCGUAUCGAUCCAUUUUUACGGAGGAACAGGAAGGAGCGAAUUAUGGAUGAAUAGAGGAAAGAAAGGACAGGAGGAGACACACAUACAUCUUUACUUACAUCUCUCCGGCAUACCCUGUCUCGUUAGCAUGCGGGUGCGCGUCGCGCAUACGUCUCGGGCAUACUCAUCGGUAACGCAUAUCGCAGAAAAAAAGAAGCAAAUGCUUUAGAUUAUACACGUCUUUGCGAGUAGAAGACAAGAGAAUGAUGUACUACUAGAAUCACAUUGAGACGAGACAUGGAAUGCAGAGGAUGACCCGCUGUCAUUACUCCCAAAAAUCUGCUCGCUGCUUACCAUCUAAAUGAACAAAAAAGAAGUAUAAAGUUAGAACGCGAAAGAAAAAAAAGUAACAAAAUACAAGCGAGAAGAAAUAGCGCGCAGGUACGAGAAGAAGCGAAGAGAACGAGAAAAUGAAAAAACAGCACGCAUGAAUCUAAUACAUUAUAUCCAGUUGUCAUUUAAAUUAAAUUUCACAUUGUCUAGCAAGUACGGAUAUUAUUAUACGAAGAGAAGAAAGCGCAGGAGGAGAAAGGAUAGUAAAAACAAAUACAUUAAGUUAUUAAGUUCCAAAAUAACAUCAGUGGUGACUACUUGAUUUUCACAUUUCUCGCUGUUCAUCUUUCUUGUCUUUCUUUUUUUUCUCUUCUCUCCCCAACAAUAUGACUGCUAUACCACGAUCUAGUUACACGCCGCAUGCAAUUCGGCAUAUAUUCUCCUCACGUGGAACUCUCCUCCCUUUUCCUUUCGUCACAAGCAAAAUUUCAUCAUGGUUAUCCAAAAUUUCUUGAAAGCCGGAGUCGCGGCCUUGUUAUCUGCUAUAUUCUGGUACAAACUGAUCCCCUUGACUUCCUGUUUCACGUUGUAUGAUCCUAUAUCUGUAACGUAGCUACAGAGAGAGGAGAUCGAAUCGAUCGGGCAGGCUUCGGAGGCGGCGAACGGGCGCUCGUUUCUCACUUGUGCGCACAGUCGUCUCUCGGUAGCGUGCCAGUAAUUGAAUGAAGCAAGAAAAGAAGAGGAGAGCGCGUCUCUUGUCGUCGUUCUGCUCGUCGUCACGGUUAUUCACGUGCGCUCUCUCAGUUUCGCGUGAUCGUGGAGCAGAAUGCGAGAGAAGGAAAACGGGGGGGGGGGUGACACGCUGUUGUCGUCACCCGCGUCUCUAUCGUCUGUCAUUAAGCGCGGAGAUGUUACACGCAUGCGACACGUUGUUACGAGGUUGUACACCCUAAUCCUGGCGUCCGGAGUUUUGACUUCCUUUCGCGCUCUCUAUUCGGUCGUCCCUUGUCUUUCCUUCCCCUUUCCUCCUCCAUCUGCCCUCUCCCUUUCUCUUUCUCUCUAUUAUACUAUACGCAAUCAUAAUAUAUACGUCACAGAUAUAUUUAUCACUUAUUCCUAGUAAACUCGUAUCGCGCUCGAGAAGAAUGAAGGGAGGAUAAAUCAUACGCACACAUACGCAGGUAUUAUAGAUACAUGUAGUUGCGUAUAUUUACUUUCACACGUUCUGUGCGACGUUCAGUUUUAAAGGAUUUGCGAGAGAAUCGCGAAUAUUACGAAUAAUAAUCGCUUCUCGAAAGUAGCAUCGUGUAACGUAGAGUUUUGGCAAUCCAGCUCCCUCGAAGAGGACCGAGUUCGUGAUAAUACUUUGACCCUUUGAUCGAGAUAGUGUGCACGUCGAAGGAAGUAAGAAAAAGAAGUUUGCACAUACAACGUCGAGUGAAAUCUAAAGCUACAUGUGAUUUAUUAAAUAAAUCGCUCGUUAAGAUCGUUUACGAGUUGGAGAUUUAACGAAUAACAAACGAGCUUUGUUUGACGUGUAUCUGUAUGUCCAUGUAUGUCACAGACCGUAUUCAAUGCGCGAUGCAGAGUAUCUCGAUCGUUAUUAGCGGAUCCAAAGGUGUUUGUUCCACGUGAAAAGACAAGUACCGCACGAGAUUCUGUAAUGGGAGGUCAAAGACUACUCGAACGUGCUAUCCGCCGUGUUAGUUGCCCGAUGCGGAGAGGGAAGGAACGAAAACGGGGAACUGAGUGGUCCUCGCUCUUCUCGUAUAUAUAUGUAUAAUUAAGUAUAUGUAUAUACGCGCGCGUGCUAAUACCAUAUGUAAACACAGACCCGUACACGUACUUUCACAAAUAUGUAAUAUCGAUAGACAGGGAGACAACCAAUUUUCAACAAAGUUAGUCGCCAAUUACACGUGAAUGGGUAAACGUUUUCCUGUUGUCGUGUUGAUAUUUCUCGAUGUAAUAAUUGGUGUCGCUGUCGCAACAGAAUCGUAGAUCCGGGAAAUCGCCGGGAAGGGAAGGACGCGCGAGAGCAUCGUUUGACUGCAAGGAAGGAAAAGGGAUAAAAAAAGAGAGACGAGAGUAAAAUAGAUGCGGAAUCGCUGAGAAACAGUGAGCGGGAACAACAUCCUGAUGGCGACUCCUCUCGCCCACUUUCUCCCAUUGAAUGAGGGCAAAAAUGUAACGUGUAUAACGGAAGCCUCGUUGUAACUUGUCGAUGUUACUAGCUUCGAUCGCAAUGGGCACGAGACGUAACGAGUCUAGCCUGUUCCGUUCUGAAUAGACGAAGUGUUGUGCGUUUUGCGACUUGUGUCCAUUGUGGGCGAGGCCGUCCGGUGUCGAGCUGAAGCAAAGACGAUAUACAGGCGACAAAUAAUAAAAUCUCAUCGGUAAGAGCACAAGAGAACAACCAAUAAGAAGCAACUGAUUGAAUGAGAGAAAUGAAGAUUCAUGAAUUAUAUCGUCCUGUGGAAUCGGGGCGAUUGAUUAGAAACAACGUGUUCAUCAUCGUGAGAGUUGAACUUGACAACUCUCACGAACUCCUUUACCACUCUUUUGUUGCCUGUAUUUCGUUUUUUGCGUUUUGCCUUGACACUUUCCGCAACAAGUGAAAAUCCAAGGUCCAAGAGUCCAACAACAGAGGGUGCAAACAGGUAUCAUCUCCUAUUAACUUCAAUCCAAUCAUUUUUCCGAGGAGUCCUGAAGAUUCUGUGAGAGCUAGCUGGGUGAAACCGGGUGCGCGCGUGUGUACCGCGUACACAUGAGAUUAGAGGUGACAAAACGCGAAAGUCAACCAUGAAAGUCGCACAUUCGUGGAUAGUGUGUGGUGAAGCUCGAUUUCGCACAGCGGGCCGUCCUCGAAUGUAAUAUCCCUCUUUUUUUCACUUCUCCUCUCGAGGCUCCUGUUUCUUCUCGAGAGAUACACUGUUUCUCCUUCCAGUCUUUUAAAUCUGCUUCAUCUCAAGGACGUUUUCCUCAAUCUGAUUUUAUCCUUAUCCCCAACCGCUCGUCCUCAGAUUCGACAAUCAAACGUUAACGCCUUGUGUUUUUUUAAUUUUCUGAAUAUUAUAAAUUUUCCAAAAUAAACGUUAUGUUUUUUUUAAUAACCUUGCUAGUGAUUUUAUAUUUCAUCGGGAGGGAUACUAUCGUCAUCAUUAUCAUCGUCGUGGUCAUCAUCAUCAUCAUCAUCAUCAUCAUCAUCUUCAUGCUCAUCUUCAUCUUCAUCUUCUUUCUACUCAUCGUUAUUAUUAGCGGCAUGCAUCAACAACUGUUCAAUAUUUUCGAUCCUUUACCCACAAUGUUCACACUAGGUCUCCUUUAUUCUCUUCUUUUUCAUUCUUAAAUCGUACAUGAACUAUUUAGAAAACGUCAGUCACGUCUGUAGUGCGAAUUUAUAUGUCGACAAUCGCGAGAGGAGCGACGACAGGCGCGUCUCUUGAUUCUCAAAUACGACACACGUUCAGUCGCGCGAAACCGACGCGACUCUUAAACCUCGAACAGUCUUUCAUCCUGGUCCUGCUUUUCCCAUGAGAACCUGCAUUCAUCCAUCCAUCACCUUCGUGCAACCGUUUUUCUGCACAACAUCCAUUUUCUCCGUCUCUUCUCUCCUUUUCUCCCCUCUCGACUCUACACUCUUCUUCCCCAUCCUCUUGUCCCACAAAUUACGUUGUUCUAUUUGUAUUUAUCAUCAACCCAUCGUAAUUGUAAAUUAUAAUUAUUAUAAACGUUUACACGAAAUAAUAAAUUCUGAUAAAAUGUCUGAGAAAAACCAGAA